GCCCUUCCUCCAUCCUCUGGUGCCCCGCCCCAUUCUUUACUCUAACGAUGAAGGUUUCUCGUAUAUGGGCCGCCCUCCUUGGCGCUAUUGCUGCUCAUGCUGCCAUCGUCCCGACCACGACCACGAAGAGGACUUCGAGCCCCUUCGUAUCCUCGGAGGGUUCAGAGUUUGUGGUCAACGGCACGAACUUCAAGUACAUAGGGACGAAUGCCUACUGGCUUCCUACCCUCCAAGAUGAUGAGAUCUCGACCACGCUGGCGAAGAUGGCCGCUACCGGCAUCAAAGUCGUCAGAUUAUGGGCGUUCAAUGACGUCGACGCCGUCCCUAGUAAUGGUACAUAUUUCCAGGUCAUCCAGGAUGGGAAGACAUCAAUCAACGAAGGACCGAACGGUCUCCAAAGGCUCGACAAAGUGAUCGAGUUGGCCGAGCAGCAGGGGCUCUACGUGUUGCUCUCGCUGACCAACAACUUCUUCCCUAAUGUUGCCAAGACUUCUACUAAACGUGGCGAAAGUCAAUCCCUUCCCCGCAACUACCUCUCGAAUGACUAUGGCGGUAUGGAUCUUUACGUCCGCGAGUUUGGUGCGAAGCAUCACGAUGACUUCUUCACCGAGGAGAAGAUUAUCAGCGCAUUCCAAAAUUAUACCUCGCACAUCGUCUCUCGCUACGCCGACAAGCCCUCGGUGUUCAGCUGGGAGAUUGCCAACGGGCCCAGCUGCAAUUCCACGCUUCCGUCAAGCGGAUCUUGCCAGACCACGACUGUUACGAAGUGGCACGCCACCAUGGCGUCUCACAUCAAGUCCGUAGACCCUAACCAUCUCGUCUCAGCUGGAACCUCGGGCGGUCAAUGUCUCCAGUGCACAAAACUUUUCCCUCUCAGCGCGCCGUCGCCACAGCCGUCACCUUCUGUGAAGAGGAGAAAUGUCAAACAGCUCACCAAGAAGCAGCUCCUCAAGGACAGAUCUGAGGCGCGCCGUAACAAUCGCAAGAGGGCCAUCGAAGAAGGUACUUUGGCAAAGGACGGUGUGCAGAUCAGAGGCCGUUGGGUAUCAACUGCUGCGAAGCGUCAGUCCAGUCCGGAAGUCGGUCAACAGUUCGAUGGUUCUACUGGCGUCGACAGCCAAGACAUCAUGAACAUCCCCGAUGUCGGUUUCGGCAGCUUCCAGCUUUUCCCUGACCAGAACAACUACGCUGCUGAUGAUACUACGUCUACCUCAAGUUCCGACUCGUUUGCGAACACCGUAAACACCGGCGUCGAUUGGAUCAACAACCAGGCGCAGCUUGGUGGAGCUGUUGGAAAGCCGACGAUCAUCACUGGCUUUGGUUUGGUCACCCAAGGCAAUGCACCGAACUUUGUACCCUUCAAUAGUUCGAGUUCGACAGAUGCCUCGUCAAAUGCCUCCUCCGACGGCGUCUCGAACGAUCAACAGGAUUCUGCAUAUACUACAUGGGUCAAUACCGGCGUCGCUCAGGGUGUGAAUGGCAUCAUGCAGUAUCAGUGGGGUCAAAGCAACGUCCAAACACCCAACGACGGUUAUUCCAGUUCGUCCAACGAUGGUGUCCAGACGGUCUUGCAAAAUGCCGCGCAGGGCAUCGCCGCGGACAACUAAACAAUUAUUUUCUUCUUUUGACUGCAUUAAUGGCUACGGGGUUUCUGAUAUGGACAGACAAUGAUUAAUUGAUUUCUUGUAUAAGGUCACUGGUAUGGUGACCGUCAUGGACGAUUAGAUUUUACGCUACUAUCACAAAAAUUGAUGCUUACGCCUCCCUCAAGACAACAUUAUCUCCGCUCACUGAAUGACAUUUGUAUGAUAG
Molecule: messenger RNA, 1812 nt
Organism: Coniophora puteana RWD-64-598 SS2
Lineage: Eukaryota; Fungi; Basidiomycota; Agaricomycetes; Boletales; Coniophoraceae
Product: glycoside hydrolase family 5 protein
Exons: 9
Coding region: 48-1607 (519 amino acids)
Molecular function (GO): hydrolase activity, hydrolyzing O-glycosyl compounds
Source: RefSeq, a predicted model, not a curated record